Symbiodinium necroappetens is the source of this 447-nucleotide messenger RNA. Lineage: Eukaryota; Dinophyceae; Suessiales; Symbiodiniaceae. The record is from the annotation of a GenBank genome assembly.
AUGCGCCACACCGUCCAACUCUUCACCGACGGCGCCUGCUCGGGCAACCCCGGGCCGGGCGGGUGGGCCUACAUCCUCAAGCACCCCGCCUCCGGCAAGGUCGUCGAAUUCGCGGGGGCCGAGGCGCGGACGACGAACAACCGCAUGGAGCUCACCGCCGUCAUCCAGGGCCUGCGCCACAUCAAAGAGCCGGCGAAGGUCGAGAUCUACUCGGACUCGAAAUACGUCCUCGAGGGCCUGGAGAGCUGGCUCGACAACUGGAUCAAGCGGGGCUGGAAAACCGCCAGCAAAAAGCCCGUGAAGAACGAGGAGCUCUGGCGGGACCUCGACGAGCUCCGCAAGAUCCACGACCUGACCUUCCACUGGGUGCGGGGGCACGACGGGCACCCGGAGAACGAGCGGUGCGACCAGCUGGCGGUCGAGGCCCGAGAAGCGAUCGCCUCCUAG